Brassica oleracea var. oleracea is the source of this 2507-nucleotide messenger RNA. RefSeq lists its product as uncharacterized. The transcript has a single exon. Gene Ontology annotation, molecular function: protein binding. Lineage: Eukaryota; Viridiplantae; Streptophyta; Magnoliopsida; Brassicales; Brassicaceae. The coding region runs from base 1186 to 2502 and encodes 438 amino acids. The record is from RefSeq and is a predicted model, not a curated record.
UAACAUUGUGGGUAAAGGACAAGGCAAAACGUUUCAGACGGAACUUAUGUUCAAAACCAUGGGAGUGGAACCGGUUAUAAUGUCUGAGGGAGAGCUGGUGUUAAGUUCAUUACUUCGUUAUUCCCUCUGGACUCAUUUCACUCUUUCUAAUCUCACGAAAUGGUACUCGUUAUGAAAAGCAAAAUACCGAUCUUACUGAUUAUCCAUAAGCGAAGUUCAACGAAUAGCUCAAAGAAACCCUAUAUAUGAUCUCAUGACGAUCAAGGGAGGAAAGUCUGAUGAUAAUUCCACAAACAACUUUAAGCGUAAGGAAACAGUGCAUACAAACGAUCGUUUAUAAAUGAAGCAAAGACAUUUUUUUAACAUAACAAACUAUCUCAUGGCUAGUUCUAAUAAACCGUUCUUAAGGUAAUGGAUGCUAAACAUAUCCUUAGAAUUCCACUUGUCUACAAACGUGACCCAUAUUGUAUUUAUUAAAUUGAAUUUUGGUUUAUUCAUGUUCAGACCAGCCUUGAAUUGUAGUAUAAUCCAACAUGUGUUGGACAGUAGUAUCGUUUUAUAAUUUCUUGGACUCUCUUCUCGUUGAUUAAGAUAUGAAGACCCUUCUUUUAUAAUUCGAGUUAUCUACCAAAAGAAGUAGCUAAACAACAUAGCUGUUGUCAAGUUGUGAAAAGAAGCUGCUGGUAGAAGCCACAAGAAUUACAUCUCCAAUAAGAUGGUACGUGUGUUAAGACAUUAUUCGAGAGAUCCAAAUGUACCAUACUGAGAAACACUAACAGCUUUCAAAAUCUAAUCUCUUUAUCAUAUUCUUUUCAGUAAUUAUCGAAACACCACGUAGACGUAGUAUUUGUUUAAUCCGGGCAACUUUCAACCCUAUGAAUUAUAAAUCAAUUGGGAAACUAUCGGACAUAGCUAGCUCAUCGUAAUUUUCGGAAUCUCAAAAUUAUAGAAAGAAAAGUGUAAACUAAAAACAAAUGUAAGAAAAGAAAAGGAAAGGAUCAAAAAGAUGUAAAAGUCUAAAUAUAAUAGAAACUUGCCUCCUAAUCAAGCGGGUAAAAGAUUACAGAAAUUUAAAGCCCAACAAGGAUUAGGGUUUAGGAAUUGUGCUAUAUAUAUAGAUAGAUCAUAGAUGCAGUUAAAUAUUACCCUAGAUAGAGUCAAAAACUAAGUAGAGAUCGAUCAUCGAUGGUAUCGCUUAGGAAAAGAAAGAGAGCAAGAAAAGUCAUCAAGGGCAAAAUCAAUGAUGAUGAUGUAAGAAGAAGAAAAAGAAACAUGAUUGAUGAGUUACCUGAGAGCUUAUUGUUGGUCGAGAUCUUCAUGAGGCUACGUAAUCCCAGAUAUAUCAUGGCCUGCAAAAGCGUAAGCAAGAGAUGGAACUCUUUGAUCUCUUCUUUCUUCGAUGAUCACAGAUGGAGCAGCUUGGCUUUGAUCGUCAACACAGAUCCUCUGUGUACUACGAACGAGUUAUCUUUAGAGGGAUGGAAAGGUUUCCAGUUAAGCAACUAUAUGGAUCCCGAGAUUAAGUCUCCGGUUUGUGUACUAGCCUCGUACAGAGAUGUCUUGCUAUGCAAGAAAUUUAAGGAAUCACGAUUCUACAUUGUGAAUCCCGUGACAAUGCAAUGGACCCGACUUCCUCAAACGUGCGGCAGAUUAUCUCCUAUUGGGUUAACAGGGAAUGGGUCAAAGGGCAGGUACUAUGUUGUUAACCUGGUGAGGUCUGAACCUUGUGUGCUUUGCCUCAGUGUUUUGGACACUAAGCGCGGUAAAUGGAGAAUACGUCUUAUAGAGCAUCCGCGUUGGUCAGAAUUUGGAUGGUGCCCAACGCAGUGCCAUGCCGUGAACUUUGAGGGAGCUCUACAUUGGCUAGGCCAAAACGGACCUAUUGUAGCUUAUAAUCCAAAGUAUAGGCAUGCGUGCAUAGUCAUCCAUCGUUUCCCAGAGAUGCGUCAUGAAUCAUAUGGUGAGAAAGCGGUGGUCACGGAGACCUUAACAAUCUCAAUGGGCUAUCUACGCGUCAUUCAGCUCGUUUGCUAUCCCUGUAAGAGUGAAAAAGAUCACCAUCUUGUUAUUUGGACACUGGUGGAUUACAAAAAAUCGAUAUGGAAACAAGAAGAGCAUGGGCCAAUAUACUUCAGUGACAUGGUUUCUGAUCUUUCAUGGAUACAAGACUACAUGCAGCGUUAUAAUCUGACGACAAGUAAAGAAAACUGCAUGGCCCUUAUUAAGGAAGUUUUUUUGCUUCCUCGAGAAACCAGAAGACAGCAGAUCAUUUGGCCACAGCCUUUGCAUUGCCAUCCAGACAACCCUCUUCUCGUUUACUUGUACUUACCAGAAAGCAUCGUCUUACUUGAUAUCACAACAAAAAAGCUGAGGUUAAUAACUAAAGUCGCCACCAGAACUAGACGGAUGGGCUACCACUUUUACUGGACCCGAUAUGACAAGGUAAUACCACUCACACUUCACUUAGAUCCAUCCUUGAUCCCCGACACCAUCGGAAGAUGAGUGAG